CUCCAGACAACAGCGAGAGGAGACUCGGCGAGUAGCAAAGCUGGGGGCUGGGCGGAAGGGGCAGGCAGGGAAAGGAGCAGGAUAAUGGGGCACAAAGCUGGAGUGGGGAAAGCUAAUCAGAAGUAAUGUAGGCGGGGGAGCCUGCUCCAAACCCUCCUCCCCAUGCUCGAGGCUUUAAAUGCUUCUAAUCACCCUUCCCCAUCUGGUCCAGCCAGGCUCCAUUACCCGCCUGUCCUCGCCCACCCCCUAGUUAACCUGUUCUCUUCAGCAAUCCCCCUCCGAACAACCCCCAGGCAUCUUACUCCAGGUGCUUCCCCUGACUCUCUCCAGUACCCAAAUCCCCACCGAUUUCCCCAGUCCCCUGCCUUCGCCAUCCCCCGCUCAUCCUCGCCCCAGUCCCGCUUCUACAGGGCACAUUGGAGAGGCUCCUGCCGCACCCCCACCCUGCCCCAGCGGGGGAGCACCCAGAGAGGGAAAUCCGUGACUACGGCCGGUGAGAAAUGUCCCACGUCAAGCUGCGCAAAACCAAGACGUGGGUCCCUUCGUAUACCACACUCGAGGCGCGAUACAGCCAACACACGUUCGGCUGAUCGCUGCUGUUGAGCACAUGACAGGAAAGUACGGAGGCUGCGGGGAGAAAGGGCAGAGCAAGUGAAGCAGAGCAGCCGAUGGGUUUCUGCUCCGUGUAACAGCACAGGCUCAGUAGUUUUAACAUAGACCAACACGUGGAUGAGAACCUUCAGACUCCCUCCAAAUAUUUUGAAUUAGAGAAGAAGAAAUGAAUCUUGCAAAGGAGAGUGGAACAUCCAGAGACAUAUAUGACUGGGACUAUGGUCUGUGGGAAGUUCGUUUGAAGUUAGUAGCAGCUGGUUUUUUUAUCUACCUGGGAGUAUUUCUUCUAGCUCACUGGUUGUCAUCAUGGAUCAGUACCAGUUAUCGCACUUUGUCAGGAAUGGAGAAGGCCUUCUGGAAUAUGGAUAUGACACGUAGCCUGUUUGCAGUUCAGAGUUGUGGAGCUGGCUUGUGGGCCUUGCUCAUAGAUCCAGUAUUUCAAGCUGACCAAGUGUAUUCACAGCAAAAGUGGAGCUAUUUUCAUUGCUUAAUAGCCGCUGGCUUCUUUUUACUUGACAAUGUAGUUCUUCAUGUGUCUAAUAUUGUUUUCAGGAUUUUUGAUGUGUUCUCAGUGCUUCAUCAUUUAUUUGCAUUUGGUGGGAUUCUUGUUGUGAUAACAAACAUAACGUCUGGACACUAUCUAAUCCUGAUGGGACUGCUACUUGAGAUGAGUUCUCCUUUAUCCUGUCUCUCCCGUGUGCUUUUAAAGACUGGCUAUGCUAACACCUUUUUGUGGAAGGCAAACGAAUGGAUACUGAUCCACAUGUGUCACUGCCGCAUGGUCCUUUCUUAUCACAUGUUGUGGGUGUGUAUUUCCAAUUGGAAUGAUGUGGUAGACAAUAUUGGACUUCCAUAUUUUAUUGUCUUUGUCAUGGGGUUAAGUAUACUUACAUUAAUAAUUAAUCCAUACUGGACAUACAAAACAACUGAGAAGUUCUUCCGUCCAGUUGAUGGUGUGAAAGUAGAAUGAAUUAUAUUGUAAAAAUAAGAAUGGAUUAAAGAAAUGUUGUAUGUACCUUUAAGCAGAAAUAAGAAAUGUUGAAAUACAGGUGCCAGGAAAAGAAACAUUAGGCAUAA
Mauremys mutica (yellowpond turtle) is the source of this 1689-nucleotide messenger RNA. Its product is annotated as protein CLN8-like. The transcript is spliced from 4 exons. Gene Ontology annotation, cellular component: membrane; endoplasmic reticulum. The record is from RefSeq and is a predicted model, not a curated record. Gene Ontology annotation, biological process: lipid homeostasis. Bases 779 to 1582 code for a protein of 267 amino acids. NCBI's taxonomy places the organism in Eukaryota, Metazoa, Chordata, Testudines, Geoemydidae.